AUGUGCUAUGACCGCUACGUUUCCAUCUGCAAACCCCUGCACUACGGGACCCUCCUGGGCAGCAGAGCUUGUGCCCACAUGGCAGCAGCUGCCUGGGCCAGUGCCUUUCUCUAUUCGCUGCUGCACACAGCCAAUACAUUUUCCCUGCCCCUGUGCCAUGGCAAUGCCCUGGGCCAGUUCUUCUGUGAAAUCCCACAGAUCCUAAAGCUCUCCUGCUCCAAAUCCCAAGUAAGGGAAGUGGGACUUCUUGCUGUCAGUGCCUGUCUGGUAUUUGGCUGUUUUGUGUUCAUUGUUUUCUCCUAUGUGCAGAUCUUCAGAGCUGUGCUGAGGAUCCCCUCUGAGCAGGGACGGCACAAAGCCUUUUCCACCUGCCUCCCUCACCUGGGUGUGCUGUCCCUGUUUAUCAGCACAGCCACAUUUGCCUAUUUGAAGCCUCCCAACAUUUCCUCCCCAUCCCUGGAUCUGGCCCUGUCAGUUCUGUACUCGGUGGUGCCUCCAGCCCUGAACCCCCUCAUCUACAGCCUGAGGAACCAGGAGCUCAAGGCUGCAGUGUGGACACUGAUGAAUCGUUUCCUAGGGAUCAUCUGGGGUUGA
Messenger RNA from Melospiza melodia melodia, 594 nucleotides. Its product is annotated as olfactory receptor 14J1-like. The record is from RefSeq and is a predicted model, not a curated record. Gene Ontology annotation, molecular function: olfactory receptor activity. NCBI's taxonomy places the organism in Eukaryota, Metazoa, Chordata, Aves, Passeriformes, Passerellidae. Gene Ontology annotation, cellular component: plasma membrane. The transcript has 2 exons. The coding region runs from base 1 to 594 and encodes 197 amino acids. Gene Ontology annotation, biological process: G protein-coupled receptor signaling pathway; detection of chemical stimulus involved in sensory perception of smell.